This is a messenger RNA of Gaeumannomyces tritici R3-111a-1, 762 nucleotides long. RefSeq lists its product as hypothetical. The transcript is spliced from 2 exons. Gene Ontology annotation, biological process: adenosine catabolic process; inosine biosynthetic process. The record is from RefSeq and is a predicted model, not a curated record. Lineage: Eukaryota; Fungi; Ascomycota; Sordariomycetes; Magnaporthales; Magnaporthaceae. Gene Ontology annotation, molecular function: adenosine deaminase activity. Bases 1 to 528 code for a protein of 175 amino acids.
AUGAAAGGCGUGGAAAUACCGUUUCUGUUCCACUGCGGAGAGACACUGGAGAUGGGGACCGACACAGACGGCAACGUCGUGGACGCGCUCCUGCUCGGCUCAAAGCGGAUCGGGCACGGAUUCUCACUUUCGAGGCACCCAUACAUCAUGGAAAGGAUGAAGAAGCAGAACAUAUGCCUCGAGGUUUGCCCAAUUUCCAACGAAAUCUUAGGCCUUACACCGAGAAUCGGCGGCCAUGCCAUGUACAACCUCCUGGCAAAUAAUGUGCAUUGCACAGUCAACAGCGACAACGGAACGCUUUUCAGGUCGUCACUAUCCCACGACUUUUACCAAGUUUUCGCCGGCAGGGACGACUUCACCCUCCAUGGAUGGCGCCAGCUGAUUGAGUGGAGCUUGGAGCAUGCCUGUCUAGACAAGAAAGAGUACAACAAGGUCUAUGACGAGUGGGAAAAGCUCUGGGACGAGUUCUUGGACUGGAUUUUGGAAACCUAUGAAACCCAGCUCAACACGGCCAACUCACUAGGAUAGUGUUCCAUCCUGGCUGUGCCGGGUCCAGUAAUCGAGCGAGGCUUUGAACCUUAGCGACGAACUCGCCCAUGUUAUGGCACGGCGUCGCCAGUGGUAGUUGAUAGAGUUGAUAGCCGAUUGGCUGGAGAUUAGAUAAGGAAGGACUGACAGGAUAAAGGUGCGGCCUUCGGCCACACCUCUCCUUCAACCUCUCUUCUCCUCCCCAGCUUAAUAUUCACAUACGUUCUGCACAAA